Acanthosepion pharaonis is the source of this 816-nucleotide messenger RNA. Lineage: Eukaryota; Metazoa; Mollusca; Cephalopoda; Sepiida; Sepiidae. The record is from the annotation of a GenBank genome assembly.
AUGUGCAACCGGGAUAUGUGCUCCUGCUUGCUAACGAAAGGAGUUGCAGAAUGCAGUCACCUGAAUUGUGAUGUCGGCCAGCAAUACGCCAGGGCUUGCAACAAACAUGGAGUCCAUGUCAGUUGGCGAUCGGAUACUUUCUGUCAUUUCUAUCUUUCUAUUUUUUUUUUCUACAGCUUUUGCGGUGAGGCUGGUCGUUGGUCUUGCGUCCCGGAUAAUGAUUGCCCCGCAGUGUGCUCCCUAUCUGGCGACCCCCAUUUUAAAACUUUCGACGGUCGCCAGUUCUUCUUCGAAGGCGAGUGCGAAUAUGUGCUUUCUCAGUUCCAGGGUAAGGAGAGCGGGACGCAGGCCUACUUUGCUGUCUGGAUCGAAAACAAAUACUGCAACAAAAUUACCGAUGGAGUGUGUACCAAAGUGAUUACCCUAAAGUUGGGCAGAGACGAAAACCAGCAAAUCGUCCGUAUUUGUUUUAUACUGUACUGUACCUAUUUUAAACUUUUCAUAUCUAUCUAUCUAUCUAUCUAUCUAUCUAUCUAUCUAUCUCAUAUUGUUCAUUAUCUAUCUCAUCUGUUCAUUAUCUAUUUGCCUAUCUAUCUAACACCACCUUCUUUAUCUAUCUGUCUUUUCACAUCUAUCUAUCUAUCUAUCUAUCUAUCUAUCUAUCUAUCUAUCUAUCUAUCUCUUUUGAUUCACAUGCCGCCUAAAUACACACAAUCUAUCUAUCUAUCUAUCUAUCUAUCUAUCUCUUUUGAUUCACGUCUAUCUAUCUAUCUAUCUAUCUAUCUAUCACAGUCUGUUCAUUAUCAGUCUAUCUAA